Molecule: messenger RNA, 2097 nt
Organism: Schizosaccharomyces cryophilus OY26
Lineage: Eukaryota; Fungi; Ascomycota; Schizosaccharomycetes; Schizosaccharomycetales; Schizosaccharomycetaceae
Product: acetyl-CoA ligase
Exons: 1
Coding region: 347-1885 (512 amino acids)
Biological process (GO): fatty acid metabolic process
Molecular function (GO): medium-chain fatty acid-CoA ligase activity
Source: RefSeq, a predicted model, not a curated record
GCCUAUUCGUAGAGAUUCAUUUUCUAACCACUAACUACCUCAUCUCUGCGGACUUGAAGCAUCUAAACAAGAACAACCCGAUUUUUUGUGGUUGUUGGUUUUUUUUGGACAAAAGAAAGCAUCUAUAAUACUUUUACAGUAUAUUGAGAAAAUUUAUCUUUAUUUUGCGCGAGAUUUGGAUUCAUAGUCAAACGAUACUCUCUUGGUUUUUCCUCUUUCAACAUACAGUAUCAUUUCAGUUUCCUUCUUACUUUAUAACCUACUUUUUUAUUCAACUCUCUUUCGUUGGUUGCCGCUGAACUGACUUGUUUCUGUUUAUUAUAUAAAAAUUUAGAUUGUUUCUGUCAUGUCUACCGCUACACUCUACACGGCUUUGCGUGGAGAUGCUCACGCCAGGGCUUUGGUCGCUCCUUCGGUUUCGGCAGAAUUGUCUUACAGUGAGCUCCGAGUCGCCAUUAUGGAUCUUCAAAGACAAAUAGCCAGUUUAGGUAUUAAGGCAAAUGAUCCUGUAAACAUUGCAGUUCCUAAUGGUUUGGAAUUUGUCGUCAGCUUCUAUGCUGUUUCCUGGCAAAGAGCUGUCUGUGGACCGCUUAACUCAAAUUACAAGCAAUCGGAAUUUGAGUUUUAUAUUGACGACCUAAAGAGCAAGCUUGUUUUGGUCAACAAGGGCUCUAUCGAAGCCAAUACUCCUGCUGUGCGGGCAGCCAAAAAGCUUUCGGUUACAGUCGCAGAAUUUGCUUGGUGUCCCGAAUCCCGUCUAGUGAAGAUUGUUCGUGUUGAAGGGUCUAAGUCUUCUUCACCUCAGCCCCUUGCUCUUCCUCAUCCUGACGAUAUCACACUUGUUUUGCACACUAGUGGUACUACAGGACGUCCCAAAGUAGUUCCUUUAACCCAUCGAAACCUCUGCCGAAGCAUUCAAAACAUCAGUGCUUCUUACCGCCUUUCUUCACGUGAUACUUCAUACGUGGUAAUGCCUCUCUUCCAUGUCCAUGGUCUCCUGUGUGGACUUCUUUCUACACUUGCAUCUGGUGGCUCUGCCGUCGUCCCUCCUCGCUUUUCUGCUCAAACAUUCUGGAAAGAGUUUGGUCAAUAUGGGGCAACAUGGUACACUGCCGUACCAACAAUUCACCAAAUUUUGUUGCGCACUCCUCUUCCCAACCCACUUCCUCAUAUUCGCUUUAUUCGUUCAUGCUCUUCUCCUUUGGCCCCUCCUGUUUUGCGAAAACUUGAGAAUGCCUUCAAAGCGCCCGUUCUUGAGGCGUACGCCAUGACGGAAGCUUCCCAUCAAAUGACCACGAAUCCACUUCCUCCCCUUAACCACAAACCCAAGUCCGUUGGUGUGCCAUUUGGGGUUGAACUAAAGAUUCUCGAUCCUAAAGGUAAGGAAGUUCCUCAGGGAUCUGAGGGAGAGAUUUGUGUCCGUGGAUCAAAUGUGACUAAGGGAUACCUUAACAACCCAGAAGCAAACAAGUCUUCUUUUACCGAAGAAAACUUCUUCCGUACUGGUGAUGAAGGUAAAGUUGAUGAGGAAGGCUUCGUUUUCAUUACAGGUCGUAUUAAGGAACUUGUCAAUCGUGGAGGUGAAAAGAUUUCUCCAGCUGAGAUUGAUGCUGUCUUGAUGCAGCAUCCUAGUGUUGCUGAAGCCGUUUGCUUUGCUGUCCCUGAUGAAAAAUACGGACAAGAUAUUCAAAGCGCCAUCCAUACGGCAUCUGGUAAGUCGGUUACCGUCAAGGAACUACAAAACUUUUUGGUUCAAAAGAUCGCUGAAUUUAAGGUUCCCAAAAAGUUUUACUUUACAGAUCAGAUCCCCAAGACUGCCACAGGAAAAGUGCAAAGACGCCUUGUUGCUGAUGCCUUUUUCUUUCACCCCAAGGCCAAGAUGUAAUGCUUUUACUUUAAUAAGUGUGAUUUUCGUGUAUAUAAGAAUGAUCAAAUUUUGUUUUUUUUUACCGUCUCACUUCAGUUUUAUGAUACUUCUUCUCUAACUAUAUUAAUUGAAAUAGUAUUAAAGUGUUCAAUCCACAAUUUUUUUUUUUUAUAUAUGUAGAGACCCUUUUUCGUCGUUUUCAUCACUGAGGAGAACUUCCUCACCACAAU